Messenger RNA from Lasiosphaeria miniovina, 1812 nucleotides. RefSeq lists its product as uncharacterized. Bases 1 to 1812 code for a protein of 603 amino acids. The transcript is spliced from 3 exons. The record is from RefSeq and is a predicted model, not a curated record. Lineage: Eukaryota; Fungi; Ascomycota; Sordariomycetes; Sordariales; Lasiosphaeriaceae.
AUGUCGGGUUUUGAAGUUGCGGGCUUGGUGCUCGGAGCCUUCCCCAUCGCCAUCACCGCCCUCGACAAGUACCGCGAGAUUGCAACCAGGCUUGGCGUCUUCUUUAAAAUCCAGCUUGAGUACAAGAGAUGGCGCGACGACCUCGAGUUCCACCAGCUCGUCUUCACACGGCACCUGAGACAGCUCCUGCUGCCUCUGGUGGCCGACGACGACAAGAUCGCCGAACUACUUUCAGCACCAGGCGGUGACAGUUGGAGGGACGACGCAAUUGCCAAACUCCUCCAAAAGCGCCUCCGCGACUCGUAUGAGCUGUACUUUGAGUACAUCAAGGGCAUCAAACGCGUCAUGGCCGACAUCAACCAAGAGCUUGCUGUCGAUUCGGCCGCCAUCCAGGACGGGAUCAAGACGUCGAAGUCCGCAGCCGGCGCAAGCAGGCCAAAAACCAUCAUGAGCAGAGAAAAACUCGUCUUUCAGCUGUACCGGCUCAAGUUCAGCAACAACGAGGCCGUUCGCAGGCGCCUCUUCGGCGAGCUCCAGGAGUACAACAACAAGCUCGAGAAGCUGCUCGACUCCAGCGACGAGGACACGCGCUUGACGCAGCAGAGAACGGCCGUGGGACAACUGACCGCCAUAGACACGGCGAUCUGCAACUUCUGGAUCCAGGCACGCACCCUCUUCCGCGCGCUGGCAUUGGCAUGGGUUUGCAGUUGUCAGCACCAUGGCGCCAGAUUGCUGCUACAGCACCGCACCACCAAGCAGCACGAGUUUCAGGUCAUCUUCACAGCAACCCGCCUGUCCAGCCCGUCCAGGCUGGAGCUGUACCAAACGCGGAUAUCGCAGGACAGUGGCACAGCAGAGGCGAGUGAGAGAGAGAACGUCACGAUGCUCGAACACCAAAACAUGAACCUCACCGUCUCCAAGCCUGACCACAGACGGAGCCGCCCCACAAAGUCGGCGUUCCGGGCCAAGCUCAACACCACGACAUCGGCGACGUGUGUCGAGCUGCUCAGACCCCCUCCCUCGGUCACGCUCACCCGCGCGCAGACCAGCCCGAGCCUGAGAAUGGCCCCACCCAUCUCGAGCCUGUGCACGUCGCUGGAUAGGAUUGAAGGGUCAUAUUGCGGGUACGUGGUGUCGGACGACUGCCGGUAUUACGUGCACACCAUCUCGCGUCGCAGUGCCAGCGAGGUGCGGUCGCUAUCUCUAGACCAGAUCCUGCGGGGCGAGGUGGACCCGGUGCCGUCGCGGUCGCAGAGGUACGGGCUGUCGCUGACGAUGGCAUCGUCGUUCCUGCAGCUGCUAGACUCGCCAUGGCUGCCGGCGACGUCGUUCCACACCACCGACGUGCACUUCCUCGGCGACGCCCGCAAGCCCAACCUGUUCCUGCUCGACCAGCCGCACAUCAGCCGCGAGUUCCAGAGGAGCCACAGCCUCACCGAGGGCCAGGCGGCCGCCAUUGAUCUUGGUGGUGGCGCGGCGACAAGCUUCACCGACGCGCUCGACCACCUGGGCAUCAUGCUGCUGGAGCUGUGCUUUGGCCAGAUACUCGCCGAGCAGCCGUGCCGCAAGCGGUGGCCGGCGGGCAGCAACGAUAAGGAGCGCGCCGUCUUCGACAUCAUGGCGGCGCGCGACUGGCAGCGGCUAGUCAACGAGGAGGCCGGCCCGGACUAUGCCGACGCCGUGGCCUGGUGUCUUGGCGGCAACCGGAGCACCUUACCGGAGCGCUGGCGGCACGAGAUGCUUCGCAAGGUCAUUGAGCCGCUUCAACGCUGCCGCGACUACUUGACGGGCGGGGCAUUUGUGCGGGCGUGA